CCCGCAGGGAAGGGGCAUGGCUUCUAAAAGCCCAGCCAGCCCAGGUCACAGCGCUCCCAUUCAGUGGGAGCCAGGAGAGGGCUUGCUCUCCCUCCCCUAGGCCAGGGCUGCUGAUGGGCGGGGCGUCCGGCCAUCUCCCUGUUCCCCAAGCUGCGCUUGAACUUCCUCCUGGAGCCAGCACUUCCCUGCACUCAGCACAACUUUCCAGGCAGAGGACAACCAGGAGAGCUAGUGAGCAUCGUCAGCUGCUCCAUGCACCCCGGACAGGCCCCCCCAAAAUGAGGCUCCCCGGGAAGAUUCUGUGGCUCAUGUUAUGGUCUGUGUGUGUAGCACAAGAUUGUCAAGGGCCUCCUCCGAAAAAACAGACAGAAAUUCUGACAGAAUCCCGGCUUGAACAGAGCUACCCAGAAGGCACGAAGGUCACCUACAAAUGCCGCCCUGGGUACCGGACAUACGGCGUGAUCACCAUGGAAUGCAAGAAAGGGGAAUGGGUGUCCCUCAACCCAUCCAAGAUAUGUCAGAAAAAGCCCUGUGGUCACCCAGGAGACACGCCCUUCGGUUCAUUCGAACUUGCAGAAGGAAAUAAAUUUGAAUACGGUGCCAAGGUAGUUUACACAUGUAAUGAGGGGUAUAAAAUGAUAGGCGACACUAAUUUCAGAUACUGCGAUGCAGACGGAUGGACCAAUGAUGUUCCUCUAUGUGACGUGGUGAAGUGCCUGCCCGUGGAGGAGCCGCAGAACGGGCGGCUCAUCAGCAGCGGCUACGAGCUGAGCCAGGAAUACACUUUCGGCCAAGUGGUCAGGUUUGAGUGCAAAGCGGGCUUCAAGCUGGACGGGCCGGCGGAAAUACAUUGCUCAGGCAGCGGCCUGUGGAGCAGCGAUAAGCCCAACUGUGUGGCCAUCUCCUGCAGCCUCCCGCAGAUCCCAAAUGGCGAGCCCACGUCUCCUAAGGCCUCAUAUCGAGAAAACGAGAGGCUUCAGUACCGGUGCCUCCCGGGUUACAGUUACAGCGGAAGAGCAGAGACCGUCUGCACCCAGUCUGGGUGGACCCCGACUCCGUCCUGCCAAGAAAAAACAUGUGACGUGCCAAGAAUUGCAAACAGUCACUUCAGUGCUGACAGGAGCACAUACAGAGUGGGAGACACAAUCAGAUACUCCUGCAAAAGUGGCUUUUUCCCUCCUCCCCGGGGAAAUACGGCAAAAUGUACAGACACAGGCUGGGAUCCUUCUCCAAGAUGUAGUAGCUGUAAGUUCCCUGCAUAUCCCUUAGGAAACUGUUUCCUGACCAUAUGCUUACCGUUUCCUUACGCUCUCUUCCUUUUAGAAACAUGUUUAAAGUCAAAGGUAAAAAUUGAGAAUGGAUUUAUUGCUGAGCCUGGAUCUACAUAUCUCUUAAAUCAAAGAGUAAAAUAUAAGUGCAAACAAGAUUAUGUAACAGAAGAUGGUCAGACAUCCGGGUCUAUUACAUGUCUCCGGAAUGGAUGGUCAGCUCAACCCAGAUGCAUUAAAAGAGAAUGCAUCGUUCCCGAUAUAGAUCCAAACUUAAUUGCUCAGCCCCAGAAAGAGAAAUAUGUCAUUGGAGACGUGUUGAGAUUCUCCUGCAGAAAUAGACUCCUCACUCUCGUUGGACCAGACUCUCUUCAGUGCUACCACUUUGGAUGGUCCCGUAAUCCUCCAACAUGUAAAGAGGAAGUACAGCCCUGUGAUCAACCUCCUCGACUCCCCAAUGGGAAAGUUGCCAACACACCUAAAGGGGAAUAUGGACACGGUGAGGUGGUGGAGUAUGUGUGCAACCCCAGGUUCCUGAUGAAGGGUGCGAGGAAAAUUCAGUGCGUUGAUGGAGAGUGGACACCCUUGCCCGUGUGUGUUGAGGAGAACAGUACAUGUGGAGACGUACCUGAGCUGGACCACGGCGAGGUUGUGUCCCCAACACGGCCCUCCUAUUACCAUGGAGAGUCAGUAGAGUUCACUUGUGGAGAAGGAUUUACAAUGAUUGGUGACAGCUCAGUUACAUGUAUUAGGGGAACGUGGACCCAACCACCUCAGUGCAUUGCAACAGUUGAACUCAAGAUAUGUAAAUUAUCAAGGGCAACUGCUUAUGAGAUAAACUUGUCAGAUAAGAUUGACUAUGAGCAUAAUCAGACAAUCAGUUACACUUGUGGGAGGAAGUCAGAGCAGAAACGCUCAGUCUGCGUGCACGGAAAGUGGGAGCCCGAGGUGACCUGCACAGGUGAGCUCUUGUUUAGAACAUUUCCAAACGGUGGAUUUCCUUCCUGCCUUGUACAAGGUGUCUCUUUGUGUCUUACAAUGAAUUGUCCUAGCCCACCCAGCUAUGACAACGCCAUCCUCGUGGGCUGGAAGAAGAACUCAUACAAGCCAGGAGAACAAGUGACUUAUCAAUGUCCAGACUAUUACCAAAUGGAUGGAUCCGAUGUUGUACAGUGUAGGGAUGGCAUUUGGAUAGGAACACCCAAAUGCAAAGAUGUCUCCUGUGGCAGCCCUCCCUCCGUGCAAAAUGCCUUUAUAGUAAACCAGAAGGCUAAGUAUCGACAUGGGGACAGAGAACGUUAUGAAUGCAGACACCCUUUGGGCCUCUUCGGGAAAGCAGAAGUGACAUGUCUAAGUGGGAAUUGGACAGACCCACCUGAGUGCAAGGGUGUCGUCGAGGUUACUAUCGUAGAGUGUCACCAGACUCUGCAUUCCGAGUACAAUGUCAUGAAGGAAAAAUGGAAAAGAGAAUGCAUCGUUCCCGAUAUAGAGGAGAACUUAAUUGCUCAGCCCCGGAAAGAGAAAUAUGUCAUUGGAGACGUGUUGGCAUUCUCCUGCAGAAAUAGACUCCUCACUCUCGUUGGACCAGACUCUCUUCAGUGCUACCACUUUGGAUGGUCCCCUAGCCCUCCAACAUGUAAAGAAAGAGAAUGCAUCGUUCCCGAUAUAGAGGAGAACUUAAUUGCUCAGCCCCGGAAAGAGAAAUAUGUCGUUGGAGACGUGUUGACAUUCUCCUGCAGAAAUAGACUCCUCACUCUCGUUGGACCAGACUCUCUUCAGUGCUACCACUUUGGAUGGUCCCCUAGCCCUCCAACAUGUAAAGAUCCCAAACAGUGUUGGAUUUUAUUUCUCAGUUUAAACAUUAUCCUUGUGCUUUACCCUUUAAUCUCUAUUUUUCAUAUAGAAAAAACUCCAUGUCCUCAACCACCUCAUGUAGAACAUGGAAGCAUUAAUUCAUCCAGAUCUUCAGAAGACGAAAGAGAAACAGAGGAACCCAAGCUAUAUGCGCAUGGCACCACAUUAAGUUAUAUUUGUAAGGAUGGUUUCAAAUUAUCCAAAGAAGAUGGGAUAACAUGCCACCAAGGAAAAUGGAGUGCUCCACCACAGUGUGUAGGACUCCCGUGUGGACCACCCCCUGAGGUUUCCAACGCUGUUGUAGUUGGCAGAUUAAACAGUUAUCCGCAUGAGGCAAAAUUUACGUACACCUGUGACAGCGGAUUUCAGCUUCAGGGACCUCCAUAUGUGGAAUGUUCAGGAGGAAAAUGGUCGAGUCCACCAGAAUGCACAAAUGUCUCCUGUGGCAGCCCUCCCUCAGUGCAAAAUGCCUUUAUACCAAACCAGAAGCCUAGGUAUCGUAAUGGGGACACAGCACGUUAUGAAUGCAGACAGCCUUUGGGCCUCUUCGGGAAUCCAGUGGUGACAUGUCUAAGUGGGAAGUGGACAGACCCACCUGAGUGCAAGGAGUCCGCAGGACAAUGUAAGCCCCCUCCUGCUAUUGACAAUGGAGACAUUACCACGUACCCAUUAGCAGUCUACACUCCCGGGUCUUCAGUGGAAUAUCAAUGCCAGGCCUUCUAUGAACUUGAGGGAAACAGGAGAAUAACGUGCCGUGAUGGACAGUGGUCUGAGCCACCCAAAUGCUUAGCAAUGACGUGUCCUAGCCCACCCAGCUAUGACAACGCCAUCCUCGUGGGCCAGCCGAAGAACUCAUACAAGUCAGGAGAACACGUGACUUAUAAAUUUACAGAAAAAUGCAAAAUGGAAGGAUCCAGUGUUGUACAGUGUAUGAAUGGCAGGUGGAUAGGAACACCCACAUGCAAAGAUGGCUCCUGUGGCAGCCCUCCCACAGUGCAAAAUGCAUUCAUACAAAACCGGAUGCCUCGGUAUCGACCUGGUGACACAGUACUGUAUGAAUGCACCAACUCUUUGGGCCUCUUCGGGAAUCCAGUGGUGACCUGCUUAAGUGGGGAGUGGACAGACCCACCUGAGUGCAAGGAGUCCACAGGACUAUGUGGGCCCCCUCCUGCUAUUGACAAUGGAGACAUUACCACGUAUCCAUUAGCAGUCUACACUCCCGGGUCUUCAGUGGAAUAUCAAUGCCAGGCCUUCUAUGAACUUGAGGGAAACAGGAGAAUAACGUGCCGUGAUGGACAGUGGUCUGAGCCACCCAAAUGCUUAGAUGCAUGUGUAAUAUCAGAAGAAAUCAUGAAAGAACAUAACAUACAGUUGAAAUGGUCAUAUGCAAAAAAAAUGUAUUCUGGAACGAAUGAUUAUGUUGAGUUUAUGUGUCGAUCUCCCUAUCGUAGAGUGUCACCAGCAUCUGCAUUCCGAGUACAAUGUCAUGAAGGAAAAAUGGAGUAUCCCACUUGUGCAUAACAUGAGAGCUAUGUGGCCAUUUCCCCAUUAAAAUAUGCGCCUCAUUCAGAAUGUUUUAAUAUUAA
Messenger RNA from Myotis davidii, 4708 nucleotides. Its product is annotated as complement factor H. The transcript is spliced from 25 exons. Lineage: Eukaryota; Metazoa; Chordata; Mammalia; Chiroptera; Vespertilionidae. The record is from RefSeq and is a predicted model, not a curated record. The coding region runs from base 114 to 4643 and encodes 1509 amino acids.